Molecule: messenger RNA, 5494 nt
Organism: Anopheles bellator
Lineage: Eukaryota; Metazoa; Arthropoda; Insecta; Diptera; Culicidae
Gene: ci
Product: transcriptional activator cubitus interruptus
Exons: 7
Coding region: 1-4929 (1642 amino acids)
Biological process (GO): regulation of transcription by RNA polymerase II
Cellular component (GO): nucleus
Molecular function (GO): DNA-binding transcription factor activity, RNA polymerase II-specific; RNA polymerase II cis-regulatory region sequence-specific DNA binding
Source: RefSeq, a predicted model, not a curated record
AUGCCGGAGAAAGAAACUUUCCACGAGCAUAUGCAAGUGCACCCGUUCCAUCACCCCGGACAUCCGCUGGCUGCACACCACGGCCACCACCAUCCACAGGCGGGACUGUCGGCACACGGAUUAAGUGCAGCCGCCGCCGCAGCAGCCGCGGCCGCGGCAGCCGCCGCAGCCGCCAACGGUGGCGCUCCUGGCAGCGGCAGCUACGGUCCCCUGCAACUCCCGUCGGCUUUCGUAGCAUUCCACUCGCAGCUUUCUUCCACAGCGGGGCUCGAGCAGCGAUCGCCCCACGAUGGACGCUACCUCUGGGAUCCUACUGGGUCGCCUUCGGCUUCAUCGUUCCAUCAUCCGCACCAUGCAUCGGUCCAUGGGUUGGCCAGUAACGCAAAUUUUGCGGAGUUGCAGUUCCUGAGUGCUCGCCGUGCGGCGGUGGCCGCGGCCGUGGCCAGUGCCGGAGCGGCCCAGAUCAACGGUGGGACAGUGCUGCCCUCGCAUCCGCCCACAUCGGCCACGGUGGUGCCGCUAACGAUCUCCCCACCGGCCACGUCGGGCGCAUCGCUCAACGCGACUUCGCUCAGCAACGGCACCUCGCCCGUGGCCGGCGGCGGCGCCAGUCCUGGUUUGCCGACGGCGAACGGUACCACCGGACCGACGGCCGGCGUGCCAGUGCCCCAUCCCGGGGACUUCCACCCUGCCUACAGGAUACCCGGCUACAUGGAGCAUCUGUACUCGCUGCAGCACGCCUCGGCAUCGCUCCACGGUCUUGGACUGACGCCGGAGUACAUUAAUGCACGUAACGCAAUUGCCGAUCUGCAUCCGGCCAGCUCGCUGGCCAGUGCAGAUUUCCACUUCAGCAUCGACGCAGCCAGCCGACUGAACAGCCCGCGACCAGGAAGCAUUCGUGCCAGCGUGAGCCGCAAGCGAGCCCUGUCUUCCUCGCCGUACUCCGAUUCGUUCGACAUCAGCUCCAUGAUCCGCUAUUCUCCCAACUCGCUGGCCUCCCUAGUGAACGCUUCCCGGAGCAGCAGCACCAGCGGAUCGUACGGCCAUCUGUCGGCCAGCGCUCUGGGGCCGCCGCUCGGCAUGCACAGCGCGAUGCCGCCGCAUCUGCAGCACCUGCUGCGCAGCAGUGGCUUCCUCCAUUCGCUGCCCGGCCAUCAUACACCGACGGCCAGUAUGUUCUCGUUAUCGCACCACCCACUGCACCCGGGCCACUCGCUGGGCAAACCGCAGCACAUAACCGAUCUAUCGAACAAGAAGCAGGAGCAACCAACGUCCAGUUCCCAAGUGACGCGCGUCGAAGCGGACAGUGCCACCAACGCACAGCAGAAAAAGUCGCGCCUCAAACGCGAAUCUGCGCAACACAAUGUGGUGCCGCUGCACAAGGGUAGCCCUCCGUGUGCCAUGCUGACCUCGAACCAUCACCUUAGCCCUACCUCGACGCAAGGACCCACCAACGGUGCGGGUUCGGCAACGUCGACGCAAAACGGGGGCCUCAACCUGAGCCCCAUGCAUCCCGAGCUUGGUGCGCGAGGUGGGGACAUCGGGGCCGGGAUCGGCAACGUGGGCGAUGGCAAUGAAGCCAUCGGCGGGAGGAUGGCCGGAACCAUGGGCUUUGAGUGCGGAAACGGAGAGGGCGGAUCUCGGGCAGACACCACCGACCCGAAGGACGAGCCAGGGGACUUUAUCGAAACCAACUGCCACUGGCGGGACUGUUCGCUGGAGUUUAACACACAGGAUGAGCUGGUCAAGCACAUCAACAAUGACCACAUUCAUGCGAAUAAAAAAUCGUUCGUCUGCCGGUGGGAAGAGUGUUCGCGCGACGAAAAACCCUUCAAGGCCCAAUACAUGCUGGUGGUGCACAUGCGUCGCCAUACUGGAGAAAAACCGCACAAAUGCACGUUCGAAGGUUGCUGUAAGGCUUAUUCAAGACUGGAAAAUUUGAAGACACACCUUCGCUCGCAUACGGGCGAAAAGCCAUACACCUGCGAGUACCCUGGUUGUAGUAAAGCGUUUAGUAACGCAUCCGAUCGUGCCAAACAUCAGAACCGAACGCACAGUAACGAGAAACCGUACGUUUGCAAAGCUCCGGGCUGCACGAAACGUUACACGGACCCUAGCUCGCUGCGGAAGCACGUGAAAACCGUGCACGGUGCAGAAUUCUAUGCGAACAAAAAGCACAAGGGCAAUCAUCACGGUGGCGGUGGAAGCAGCGGCGGUCUGGGCGAAGAUGGGGAAGGCUCCAACCACAUGUUUGACAGUAGCCCCCGGAGCGAGGACAAGACGACAAGCAUGAGCAGCCCCAGUAUUAAGUCGGAAUCGGAUGCCAAUUCCCCGAGCCACCCGCCGAUCAGCAGCCCGAUGUCCAUAUCGGCGCUUACUGCAGGGCUUGGGGAAGAGUACCACGAAGGAGACAACAUGCAUCAUCUGGGUAGCCUCGCGACGCUGGACGAUGCAGCGUGGCCGUACGUGGACGAGGAUCUUGAGGUGGCGGAUCUCCCGUACGUGCUACGUGAAAUGGUCGACCUCAGCGGCCCCAAUGGAGCAGCGACUGCGGUGUCAAUGCGCAACCAUCCCCGGAACCGGCUGAAGAAUCGCAUCAACAACAAGGGCUCCCUGCUCGGUAGCAGUCCACUUUCCAACAUUCCGGAAAUGAACGGCCAGCAAAUGCGGAACUUUGGGCUUGGCGAUUUGAACAAGAAGAUUACCGAUCUCAAGAUGGAACCGGGUACGACACCUCCUCCGCAGUCCCUUUCGCUACCGUCGCCGACGGUGGCAAAGAUAGGCCAGUCCGAUGCGAUACGACCCCCGCUGCCACCGCCGUCCUCGACCAGCACCACCACGACGACAAUGAUGAUGAUGAAUGCGUACUUGAAUCCUGCCGCAGCGCAGAACCGACGUGAUAGCAACAAUAGCACCACCAGCAGCUCGUACUACAGUAUGCGUUCGGCCGACAUCAGUCGCCGCAGCAGCCAGGCGUCACAGCAAAGCUCGAUCUCAACCAUGCGACCGACUUACUACAACUCUUCGUCACUGUACGAUCCGAUCUCACCGGGCAGCUCGCGCCGAUCGAGCUCCAUGUCGACGGCCACCAACGGAGGACAGAGCCUACCACCGCCGCCUUCCUCGCAUUUGAUCUCAACCCAUCUGCAACGCUUCGGCGGCAACGGCACUGCGGGAACCGUGGGCGGCAUCACGGGAGCUUCGAUGGGAGGCCAUCCGAAUGCCAACGGCUCACGGCACUCCAUUCCCAACAACAUGAGCACCGGUGGAUUCUAUGGGCCACAGCAACAUAACAGUGGAUUGGCUGGCCACAGUUUCGAUCGCCGCAUGUCCGAGCCAGUUGCAAGUGGUGCGGGCAUGGGCAGGAACGUAGCUGGCUCGACCGGGUCAGCCAUGUUUGGUGUGAAUUCACAGUACAUGAACCGCCGGCCGGCUGGAGUGCAACCACGCAGUUCCCCGACCUGCACCGCUACUUCCGGUGCCGCUGCUGUCAACAAGGUUGCCGCACCGUCAACCGCUGCGAAGCUGCACCCCAACCAAGAAGUGGUUUUGGAUGAAAUGGAAGAGGGUGAAAUGGUGGAAAACAAACUCGUCAUUCCGGACGAGAUGCUACAGUAUCUGAAUCAGGUGGCGGAUAUGGCAGGUGAAGCUAGUGGCAGAAACAAACCAAACAACAACCAAACGACCCCAGCCAUUCCCAGCAGUGCCAAUAAUCCGUGGAAUUCUCCUGAGAAUGACACCGUCGGGGACAGGAUUUCAGUACGAGCGCCGCAACAAAUGUCAACAACGAACGCAAACCAAACGGUCAGCUUUACGCAACCCCAACCGGCCAUGUUGUUGAGCCCUCAGUCCCAGUACAGUAACGACGAUGGCAGUCUUAUGAGCAACGUUAUGUCUCCACAAACACCGCAACACCAGCUGCUGUCGCCGAUAAUACCGGAGAAUGCUUCCGGUCCUCUGACACCGGCCUCGAAUAACUACACCACACCGUCAGCCCAAGACUUUCCCCUGCCUGCGGUACAGUGCCAAGGUGUGCAGCACAACACGAGCGGGAUGCAAAAUUUCAGCAACGGGAACGGCGGCUACCCGGCUAGCGAUUGCUGUUACGGACAGGGGCAGAACGCACCACAGCAGCAGCAGUCGGGGCACCGCAGUCUAAACCGGCCGAUCGCGUGUUCUAAUUUGAUCGGUUACUAUCAUCGAACCGAUCAGAGUGCACAUCAUUGCUGCUUGGCAACGAUGAUGCAAGGGUCCCUCUACAUCAACCAACCGGCGGGCCACGGUCAGCAGCAGCAGCAGCAGCAGCAGCAAUCCGGUGGCACUCAGAUGCUACCGCAUGCUUCACAGAACGCUCAGUUUAAGAAUCCGUUUAGCCUGAAUGUGUCCAGUUUGGCCGGUGGUAAUCAUAGCAAGCCAGUAGCCGACGAGCCAGUGGCUGCGUGCAGCAACGCCGCAGCCAAUAUUGAAAUUCAGUGCGGUGACAUCAGCCAAUCGCAGAUGUCGCCUGCAAUCGCUGCCAUGGCACCAGCAAUCAACGACGCCGCACUUCGGACGGACCCGUGUCAGCCGCUGCAGCAACAGUCCGCUCCGACCGUGGCUCCGGCGCAACCGAUGGAAAGCAGUUUGCAAACUCCACCGCUGGUAUCGUCCCCAACGGGCUUUGCGGAUCCUGCCGUAGCUACCCCGUCGGUUCUACCCAUGACACUCACUACCGAUAAUUGCCUGACCACCGCGGGUAGCGGUGCAAUGGGCAGCGAUACUUAUCAGCGAACGCUGGAAUACGUGCAAAACUGUCAGAAUUGGAGCGAAUCUGGCGCCGACAUGGUCAGCAGCAGCACGCAUCCAUCUUCUAAUCUAGUAAUCAACGAUAUGAGUACUUCACUGAGCUCUUACUUCGAAGAAGAUCGCUAUUUGCAGAUGAUCCAGUAACAGCAAAGGCGAUGGCUGGCCGUCGUCUAUAUUGCAAAUGUAUUCAAACUGUUCAGCCACUGAUUUACCGGGAAGUGGUAUUUAGCUGGCUUAGUGCCAAUGAUGAUCUAUGCAUGCAUUUUCUAAUCUAAUUUUGCCAUAACAAUAUGCUCAAGAUAGCUGAGAACGAUGGUCGAGAUUCCUAUAGAUUUAGUUUUUUCCCUCUUUAUUGCAACAACAUAGAACAAAAGCGAAGCGAAUGACUGUUUCAGCUGUCUUCUAACAAGCUCAGUAAUAAUGGAUAAUUCUCUUUCUUUUGUAAAGACCCUUGUACAUGUAUGAAAUAACAAAAAGCAGCAAUGAUGUUUUAGGGAAAAGAAAGAUUGUUUAGGUGCGUUUAUUAGUUUGAAAUCGCGCAGUGCAGAGUACAGCCAUAUAAAAAGGGAUUUAUCAUUGCGCUGGAGCACUGCCAUCACCGCAGUAGCUGUAAAGUAAGGUUGGUAGCCGCAUAAGAAUUGAUCGUUCAUCAGCGAGCAUGUUGCUUGCGAUGUGUUAAAAUAGUGAGCCGGAAUAAAUUGGAUGAUUC